GGGACGCCCCCGAACGCCUCGGCCAACGCAUCCUUCACCGGCGAGCCCUCCGCCCCGCGCCUGCUGGCCUCGGCGGCACCCGCGCCCCCCGAGCGCGCGGGCCCAGAGGAGGCUCCGGCGGCGCCCUGCAACAUCAGCGUGCAACGGCAGAUGCUGAGCUCGCUGCUCGUGCGCUGGGGCCGCCCACGGGGCUUGCAGUGCGACCUGCUGCUCUUCUCUACCAACGCGCACGGCCGCGCCUUCUUCGCCGCCGCCUUCCAUCGUGUCGGGCCACCGCUGCUCAUCGAGCAUCUGGGGCUGGCGGCCGGCGGCGCGCAGCAGGACCUGCGCUUGUGCGUGGGCUGCGGCUGGGUGCGUGGCCGCCUACGGGCCCCAGCCGGGGCUCCCACAGCGCUGCCUGCCUACCCCGCGGCUGAACCCGGGCCGCUGUGGCUGCAGGGCGAGCCUCGUCACUUCUGUUGCCUGGACUUCAGCCUGGAGGAGCUGCAGGGCGAACCGGGCUGGCGGCUGAACCGCAAGCCCAUCGAGUCGACGCUGGUGGCCUGCUUCAUGACCCUGGUCAUCGUGGUGUGGAGCGUGGCCGCCCUCAUCUGGCCGGUGCCCAUCAUUGCCGGCUUCCUGCCCAACGGCAUGGAGCAGCGCCGGACCACCGCCGGCGCCCCCGCGGCCGCUCCAGCCGCCGUACCGGCAGGGACCUCCACCGCCGCCGCCGCCGCCGCUGCUGCUGCAGCCGCCGCCGCCGCGGCCGUCACCUCGGGGGUAGCCCCCAAGUGACCCCCGCUGCCCUGCGUCCGCGCUGUGUCCGCGCUCACACGCGCCUUCCACGCGGGAGACGCGGCAGGUGCGCUUCGUGCUGUCCUUAAUGUCCGUCCUUUUCCCGGGAGGGGACCGCGGAGAGGACCCAAGGAGGUGGUAAAACGAGGUUUGUGCUGAGCUUCUGGUUCUGAAAAGCAGGGGCAAGCUGUCAGACUGAAGCGUGGGAGCCAAGCUUGGCUCGAGGACACAAGGAAAAUGGGCUCUUCCCCCUGCGUUACCCCAUCCCAGCACCCACGUACCCUUUAUUCAUGGCAGAAAGUGACCUGAACCUGUGUAUUUGUUUUAUAUAUUUAAUAACUGUUUUAAAUGAAAGUUUUAGUAAAAAAAAAUACAAAACAAAAAGAUUCAACUGCUAUCGCUGUAGUAACAGGAGCUCUUUGUAUCUGAAUAUAGUUGUACUUGAAGCUUCUUGGUUUGUUUUCUUAUUUAUUUUAAAAAAGGGUGGGGGGAGGGCGAGGGAAGGAUUUGACACGGAUUUAUUGUUAUUGCUUU
Molecule: messenger RNA, 1308 nt
Organism: Microtus ochrogaster (prairie vole)
Lineage: Eukaryota; Metazoa; Chordata; Mammalia; Rodentia; Cricetidae
Gene: Tmem158
Product: transmembrane protein 158
Molecular function (GO): peptide binding
Source: RefSeq, a predicted model, not a curated record